AUGUACUUUUCAGCCUGUGCUAAAACACCGGCUGAUAUCUUAUUUGUGCUUGAUGGUUCUACUAGCAUAGGAAUCAAGGACUUUGAAAAAGAGAGGAAUUUUGUGGCAGGCUUUGUGAAUGAUUUGGACGUUGGACCUAAUGAUGUACAAGUUUCUGUGGGGACAUUUUCUGAUAGUGCACGUGGAUACUUUUAUUUACAUACACAUCAAAAUAAGACAGAUCUUUUGAACGCAAUUCAAAAGAUUCCAUAUGAGUUCGGACAAACACACAUACAUCUUGCUUUCCAACUGGCGGAACAGUAUAUUUUCACAAACAGGAGUGGAGACAGGGUUUGGGCUACCAAUAUAUUAUUUCUUUUAACUAACGGCCAAUCUCAAAAUCAUACAGUUACUUUGCUAGGGGCUCAAAAAUUAAAGGAUGCUGGUGUAAGGAUAUAUGCUAUUGGAGUAGGAGGACAUGUUCGAAAAAGCGAACUACAGGACAUAGCCAGUGACAGUGGUCAUGUCUUUAUGGUGGACAGCUUCGCCGAUUUGUCAUCUAUACAUAGCCUUGUGCAGAGAACGUACUGCGAAAGUAAUGUCAUAUACGAGUAUAUCGAUCCUUAUUAG
Molecule: messenger RNA, 609 nt
Organism: Saccostrea echinata
Lineage: Eukaryota; Metazoa; Mollusca; Bivalvia; Ostreida; Ostreidae
Product: cartilage matrix protein-like
Exons: 2
Coding region: 1-609 (202 amino acids)
Source: RefSeq, a predicted model, not a curated record